This is a messenger RNA of Salvelinus namaycush (lake trout), 3703 nucleotides long. Its product is annotated as endophilin-A2-like. The record is from RefSeq and is a predicted model, not a curated record. Gene Ontology annotation, cellular component: presynapse; cytoplasm; glutamatergic synapse. Gene Ontology annotation, molecular function: protein binding. NCBI's taxonomy places the organism in Eukaryota, Metazoa, Chordata, Actinopteri, Salmoniformes, Salmonidae. The coding region runs from base 140 to 1243 and encodes 367 amino acids. The transcript has 9 exons. Gene Ontology annotation, biological process: synaptic vesicle uncoating.
CAUAAGGUAAACCAGCUGGAAGACGUGUAUGGUCAAAGCAGCAGAGAAACUUCAGCGAGCUAUUCCUAAAAUCUAACUUUCAGCAUUUAUUUUGAAGCAGCUUGCACGUAAAGAAAUAAACUAAUAUCCUGCUGCAAAAAUGUCUGUCGCAGGCUUCAAGAAACAAUUUUAUAAAGCCAGCCAGAUGGUGAGUGAGAAGGUAGGGGGUGCAGAAGGAACCAAGCUGGAUGAAGACUUCAAAGAUUUGGAGAAGAGGGCAGAUGUUACCAGCAAAGCGGUGGUGGACCUAAUCUCUAAAACCUCUGAGUACCUGCAGCCCAACCCAGCGUCCAGGGCCAAGCUGACCAUGCUGAACACAGUGUCUAAGAUCCGGGGCCAGGUGAAGAGCCCUGGCUACCCCCAGGCUGAGGGGCUGCUGGGGGAGAGCAUGGCCAAGUUCGGACGAGAGAUGGGAGAGGACACCAACUUUGGUGGGGCCCUGGUGGACGUGGGCGAGUCCAUGAAGAGGCUGGCCGAAGUCAAGGACUCUCUGGAUAUCGACGUCAAGCAAAACUUUAUCGACCCACUGCAGGCCGUCGUCGACAAGGACAUCAAAGAUAUCCAGUAUCUUCUGAAGAAGCUGGAGGGCAGGCGUCUGGACUAUGACUAUAAGAAGAAGCGGCAGGGGAAGAUCCCAGACGAGGAGCUAAGAUCGGCCCUGGAGAAGUUCCAUGAGUCCAAAGAGAUGGCUGAGAGCUCCAUGCACAACCUGCUGGAGACUGACGUGGAGCAGGUGAGUCAGAUGGCUUCUCUGGUGGAAUCCCAGCUGCAGUAUCACAAACAGGCCGUGCAGGUUCUGGAGGAGCUGACUGACAAACUCCGAGACCGGGUGAACGAGGCCCAGUCUCGCCCCAGGCGUGAGUACACUGCUAAACCCAAACCCUCCUUUGACUACGGAGAGCCGGAGCACUCAAACGGAGGAUACUCCCCCACUGCCAACCCCCCUUCCUACUCAUCUGCCCCCCUUGUAGAAGUUCCAUCCUUCCACAGAACACCGUCCAUGAAGAACAAUCAACACUCCUCUGAGCCGUGCGCUAAGGCAUUAUAUGACUUUGAUCCGGAGAACGAGGGUGAGCUGGGCUUCCGCGAGGGCGACAUCAUCACGCUGACCAACCGCAUCGACGAGAACUGGUUCGAGGGCACACUCCACGGCCAAUCAGGAUUCUUCCCCAACAACUACGUAGAAGUGGUGGUGCCCCUGUAACGCUCAGAGAGGAGAAGAGCUUGAGAGGGAGGGAGAUGGGAGACGAGGGGGCAUCUCAAUUGUCUGAAGUGGGUCACUGGUCUAAAUACAAGGAGAUCUCAGCAUGAGGAAAGUAGCUGAGGAGAGAGGUCACUUUAGAUUGAGAUUCACCCAAAGAUGGAUGAACAGAAAAAGUGAGGGAGACAGGAUAUGGAUGCUGACGGAGGGAAAAGUUAGUACAACAUUGGGGUUGGGUGUAUCUUUGUUUUCAUUCUCUAUGCACCUGUGCACUUUCUACCCUUCACCUCCCUUACCGGGAGAUAUGAAGAAGGGCUUCCUAGAGGAGAUGUUUGUGUUAUUAUGCGUGACCUUUACCUAUGAACACUACCAGGCUAUGCUGUAAGCAGACCUAGGGGGAAAAACUGCAGCAAAAUUGCCUUGACAUUGUUGCCUUUAAUCACUCAUUUACUUUACGUUGUCCUCAUUUCUAGGCAGAAGUGUUUAAAUAUGUGUUACUCUUCCACGAGUGGGAAUUAAAAGCCUGUUUCAUUUUAAUGCACACACGCCCUCUUCUUUUAUAUACAAACACAAGAGGUGGAGCGUGAGAUGGAUCUCCGUUUUAGCACUUACAUGCUGCCCUCUGCUGGUCUACGUGUGUUAUACCGUCAGGAGUAGGAUGAAGUUGCAAUAGAUACUGAUCCGUUUUGCGUGUUUCCCCCCUAAUGGUUUAUUUCAUGGUCCUUUUUUCAAACUCAUAAUCUAUUCCAUACUUGUCAAAUGUGAUUGUUCUGCUUGUAUGUGGAAUAACUAGCCUGUUUCUACUGAAGCCAAUGUGGCCAUUGUCUUGGUAUGGCAACAAUAUGGGGUUGGGCACCGAGGCUAGUGAAUAACUGUAGUGAAUGGUCCUUUUCUGUUGGCAUACACACAGCUCUGCUGGUCAGAGUUGUACUAUGUCUCUGAACACUAUCUCUGUUUAGUACUGUUACUGCUGCUAGGCUGCCUUUCAUAGACUCCGUCUGCAAUACCCCUCUGCCUUCCUCCCCCUCUCCUCUGUAUCUCUGCCUUUACACUAACUUUUACAUGGUCUAAUUAUCAAAAAAGGGGACAUUUUGCAUUUCUCACAAAGUCCUUAGUUCUGAAUGUGUUUUUGUGUUCUAAAACCGAUUUGUAGUUAUCUGCACCCUCUGACAAUAACCCUAGUCUCUGUGCCUGAGGGCUGAAACCAAAGUAACAUACUUUUUGGGGGGAGAGUGGAGAUGGAUACCACAGUGGCCUAUAAUUGACUUGCUACAGUCAGUCUGUGUACAGUCAGUAAGGUGUAUGUCUGUCAGUAUGCAUCGCUUGUUGACACGGCUGGCAGUGUCUUGGAGAAUGUAUUCACGUUUUCUAGAGUAUUUACGUGUCACCCCCAGUGUGUGUGGGAGAAAAAGAGUGGACAGAGUACUGGAUAUGACCAAACACUCGUGUUUUUCUGGGUGUUACAAACUGUUCUAGUUUCAGUUCUACCUUUUAACCCAGAGCCUCAGAACUGUAAAGAUAUAUGAACUCUACACACAGACAAUAACUGAUUCUCCUUGUUAUCUCGUUGUUUCACUCCUUCAUGGCAUCCGUGGAACUGGAGCAUAAUCUUUUAUAUAGAAAUAGCACAGUUUAUCCCCUACCCCCACUCUCUGGCUCUCUGCCCCCAUCCCCUGCCCCCAUUCCUAUGCCCCCUUGCCUCCCCUCCUACCCCUCUCUCACACCUGCCCCUGGUCCCUCCCUAUUGUCAUCCCUAACCCCCCCCCCCCCCUCCCUUCACUCAUCUCCUAAUCCUCCCCCUCGAGCCCUGCCUCUCUCCCAUCACUACAGAACUCUCUCUCCACUCCUUCCCUAGAACAUGCAGCUUCACUACCAAAAUAAACCGAAUGUGCAUUUUGGCAUGUUCCUGUUAACUUAAUGUGUACAUGUUUCUCUUGUCUAUUAUAUAACAAAGGGUUCAGACCACCUUUGUCAGUUUUUGUGGACGUGUGUCGUUGUCAACAACUAUUCUAAUGCCAUUGGUGACUAAUUAUAUGUGUAUGUUUUUCACACUACAUUUGGAGCUGGGGUAGAUCUACCCCCCCCCCCCCCCCCCCCCCCCCCCCACUGGAGUACCAUAUUAUUUAGAUAUUAUGAAAAUAAGUAUUACCUUAACAUUAUUUUAAUAUACAGAAUCAUAUUGGAAGGUGUCCAGUGUAAAUUGCUAGUAGCCUGCAUGUGUGUCUAUAGGUAAUGCCUUGGUUUAGCAAUUUAAUGCCUCAUUUUGAGGCUCUUUUUUUGUUGUAACUGUGACACUCCAGCAAUCGAGGCUUGAACCAAUUCAGGAUUAUCUUUUUUAUAUGGAUUAUCUCUAUAUUAUCUUUGUAUUGUCAUAAUCUCCUGUGUAUUGUAUAUUUUUGUGAUGAUGUAAAGGGGAAAGGAGGCUGUCCUUUCAAUUGUUAAAUAAAUAUAAAGUGAAGUGGC